AUGACAGAGCAUUGCAAGACAAUUUCUCACCCUUGGGUGAGGACACCCCCCUAUUAUCCUGUAGAAGGAGCCGAUAAGAUUGGACCAAGUGGUCACUACCCGUUCAAGCGACCUGUCAAUUUGAAGGAAAAUCCCACUCAUUGGACUUUGAAGAGGUACACUGGAUUGCCAGUGGACUGUAGAUUGAGCGCCCCUGUGCCUAGUCGCAAGAUUAACAGCGACCAGGGCGUACACCUCAAAGUUGAAAAUUACUGGCUGGCCCCAUCGCCGGACCAUCCCCGCAACUUUUGUAGGACUGUUGAAGAGCCAGUUAUGUAUUCUAGCAAGCCAGCAACUCGAUGUGAGGAGUGGUCGACGUUGAGAUGCAUGUUACCCUCACAAGGGGUCCUCAACCACCAGAAGCCACCCAAGUGGGGGACGGGACACGCGCUACCACCAAUCCGUGGGGACGAUAAAACCACUUACACCUUCUACAACAGCCCAAUGACAGAUUAUGUGGAUGAUAUGCACGCAAGCAACAAGCUAUUUAAACUCUUCUAGAAUUGCAAUAAUACUUGGAUCUCCUCGGCUGCUAUUCAGUGAUGUGCUGCAAAACUUUAAAAAUCUCAUGAGACGAUUUAAAUAGUUCUUGAAGCAAAAAAUGCGGCUACAAAAUCAGGACUGACAAAUAUUUUUCGUGAUGAAAACGAUUACUGAUGUUUUUCAACAAUAAUCAGUCGAGAGACUAUAUUCAAGGAAUAUAAGAAUGAAUGGAAUUUUUGUCACUCAACGUCAAUGUAAUUUAUAUGGCAUUGUGCCAAAGAUUUUAGAUUUUAGAUACAGAUUUAUUUGCUAAGAAAAGAUUUAAUUUACACAUCAUUAUGAUUGUCGAAAGAUUUACAUUUUAUUUUUAAAUCGAAUUGAUGAGAUUUGUAAAUUUACUUUGUUCUAUGUAAGGAAAAACUUGGACUAA
Messenger RNA from Bolinopsis microptera, 952 nucleotides. RefSeq lists its product as uncharacterized. Lineage: Eukaryota; Metazoa; Ctenophora; Tentaculata; Lobata; Bolinopsidae. The record is from RefSeq and is a predicted model, not a curated record. Bases 1 to 540 code for a protein of 179 amino acids. The transcript is spliced from 5 exons.